AUGCUUAUUAGUGAUAUUGAUAAAUUAACUUAUCGAGAAUUACAACUUGAAUUAAAAUCUCGAAAUUUAAAAGCAGCAGGUAAAACUGAAAUACUUCGUGAACGUCUUCGACAAGCAUUAAUAAAUAAUAAUGAAGAUGAACUAAUGUCAGAUUAUUUUGAUGAAUGUUCAAUUUGUUUGGAUAAAUUAUCAUUUGAUAAAAGAACAACAAUAGUAACAACAUGUUUACAUCAAUAUCAUCGUAUUUGUCUUAAAAAAUGGAUUGAAUCAAAUAGUGAAUUUUCACUUUGUUGUCCUCUUUGUCGAUAUUCAUUAGCUAAUGAUCGACAUAUUAAAGAAGGCGGUGAUAAAAAAUUCAUUGUGUAA
Messenger RNA from Rotaria sordida, 366 nucleotides. Lineage: Eukaryota; Metazoa; Rotifera; Eurotatoria; Philodinida; Philodinidae. The record is from the annotation of a GenBank genome assembly.